AUGGUUCGCUUUGCUACUGUUCUGGUCGCUACUCUGGCCGGAGCGGUCUCGGCCGUUGGCAUUGGCCGCGACCGAGGCACUCUCAUGGCCAUCAGGGCUGAAGCCGCCAAACCCAUGGAAGGUCUUGACCCAAAGUGCAAUAAGUGGCAUAGGGUCGUAAGCGGUGACACUUGCGAAGGUGUCGUCAAGCCGAUGGGCGUCAACAUGGAGGAUUUCCUCAAGUGGAAUACCAAAAUCACCAAGGAUUGCAAAGAACUCAUGCUUGGCUACGACGUCUGUAUCGGCGUUUCCGGCACGCCAGCUGCGUCCGGCACCAACUCUCCCACCUCGAAGCCUCCUGCUAGCAGCUCGGCUCCUGUUAGCAGUUCGCCUCCUGUUAGCAGCUCGGCUCCUGCUAGCAGCUCGCGUCCUGUUAGCAGCUCAGCUCCUGUUAGCAGCUCAGUUCCUGUUAGCAGCUCAGCUCCUGCUAGCAGCUCGCCUCCUGCUAGCAGCUCGCCUCCUGCUAGCAGCUCGCCUCCUGUUAGCAGCUCGCCUCCUGUUAGCAGCUCGCCUCCGGCACCAAGCUCCAAUGCCGGCAGCUCUGCUCCCGCCGCAAAGCCUUCUACCGCCUCAUCCAACGGUGCUCAGACAAGCUGUAAGGGUCAAUCCUAUGUCCCCCAGCCGGGUGACACCUGCAGCAAGAUCCAGGCGCAAUACACAAACAUCAAUCUCGCCCAAUUCUACAAGGAUUACACGGCGGUUGACUCAAUCAAAGCAAAAGUCAACUUCGCAAAGUAG
This is a messenger RNA of Beauveria bassiana ARSEF 2860, 777 nucleotides long. Its product is annotated as LysM domain protein. The record is from RefSeq and is a predicted model, not a curated record. The transcript is spliced from 4 exons. Lineage: Eukaryota; Fungi; Ascomycota; Sordariomycetes; Hypocreales; Cordycipitaceae. The coding region runs from base 1 to 777 and encodes 258 amino acids.